UUAGGCUCGCUUAGUGGCGCGCGCCGUUUUUCAUUCUCUCCAAUUGGGAUCUUCAAAUUUUUUUUUUUGCUCUCGCGCCCUCGAUUCUCGAAGUCUACAAGCGAAAGUGGGUGUGUCACGUGAAGCUUCUGCGUGCUCCGAAAAGAGGAAAAACUUUUACUAUGAGUGUAGCUCGAGACUCUCGCUAGCGCGACAGUAUGGCGAUCUGGACUCGCGCAGACAAGCACGGACAGCUGGACUUGCUGUGGCGGGACCGCUGGGUCCGAGUGGCGGCUGAACUCACUCGUGAAACUUUGACUUUGGCGACGGAGGGCGAGCGGAGCGGGUCCACGAGCCUGGAACACAGCUCUGGAGUUCGAAACGGAAUGUCGAACGGAAACGAGCCAGGUCUCGCUAGUGGCCGCCAGAACCAGAACGUCAACGUAGACGACCAUCACAGCCACGGUCCCGUGAGCCCAACCGGAAGCCCAGCGCGCCGAAGGUUCGGGCAGUUCGACAGCUGCGGCUACAGCAGUCCAGCGUUCGGUCACGAGGACGGCGCUCCGGGCUGCAGCCCCGGCGACGCGGCGGACGCAGUGAGGAAAGUCCGAGUUGUGAAGCAGGAAGCGGGAGGGUUAGGCAUCAGUAUCAAGGGAGGGCGAGAGAACCGAAUGCCCAUCCUCAUCUCUAAGAUCUUUCCCGGCCUGGCCGCUGAUCAGAGUCGAGCUCUGCGGGUUGGAGACGCUGUCCUGUCGGUUAAUGGCAACGACCUCCGCGAAGCCACGCACGAUGAGGCGGUGCAAGCGCUUAAGAAGGCCGGAAAGGAGGUUGUGCUUGAGGUGCGAUACGUUAGGGAGGUGUCUCCCCUCUUCAGGAAGCCCCCUGUCCUGGCAGAGCUGCCAUGGGAAAGCAGUGUGGAGGACUCGAGCAGAACCUCCGCUGGACGGAACCGGAAGGUCCUUCCUCUCAAGAUGAGUUUUAUCUGCAGAAACAUCACCAUGCCGGACCUGGAGAACAGGCUGUUGGAGCUUCACUCCCCUGAUGGGCAGAAUGUUGUAGUCCUGCGCUGUAAGGAUGGACCCACUGCACAUUCCUGGUUCACGGCCAUACACACAAACGUGGCCGCCCUGCUGCCACAAACGCUCACAGACCUCAAUGCCUACCUGAGCUCCCCCAGCACCAACACACACACACAGCUCAACCACAUCGGCUGGCUGGCCGAGCAGCUUCCUCUUGAUGGUGGGCGGCACCAAUAUAAACCGGUUGUCAUGGCGCUGACUGAGAAAGACAUCCUGCUGUUCGAAUCGGUGCCAUGGACGCGUGAGGCCUGGAACACACCCCUCAUGACACACCCCCUCCUUGCCACCAGGCUUGUCCACUCGGGCAGUACUCAGACAUCCCCCUCAUUAGGAGUGGAUCUGGUGUUUGCGACGCGUACAGGUACAAACCGCGGUGUGGAGUCUCAUGUGUUCCGUGUGGAGACACACUGGGACUUGUCGUCAUGGACACGGGCCCUCGUGCAGGGAGGACAUGCUGCUGCUGAACUCAUCAAGGAGGUUUCCAUAGGUUGUGUGUUGAACAGGCAGGAUGUGCAUCUGCUCCUGCACUAUGAUCGGGGAUUCACUGUGAUGCGGGUCCAUCGGGACCCUGCAGUGGGCGCUCUGCUAUUCCACUAUCCUUUUGAGAAGCUGAAGAUGUCUGCAGAUGAUGGCAUCCGUAACCUGUACCUUGACUUCGGGGGUCCGGAGGGAGAACUGGUGUUUGAUCUGCACUCCAGCCCAAAGCCACUGGUGUUUGUUCUACACUCCUUCCUCUCAGCCAAGCUCACCCGGAUGGGCCUGCUCACGUGAACCCACGUGAACCAGAGCACAAAUGAGGAGCACACAGAGGGCUGGUGCAGAAAUAUUCCUCAUUUUACACUCAUUUAAUGGAAUAUUAUAGCAGAGUAUUUAAGUGGUUUUCUUUCUUUGUCAUUUGCGUGCACUUUUUUAUAACUGUGAGCACAAACGUAUGAAUGCUUUUCCUUUGUCUUUGUUAUUGCAUAAUCUGUCUCAUGUUGGGUGUGUGUGUUUUGGUGAGAUGUCCUGUAGUGCUCUUAAGUGUGUUGGUAAUAUUUCAGGAUAACCACAUGUGCCUUUUCAUAUUUAGUUAAUAAAUAAAAUGUUCUUUUUUAUCCAUGGACAUUAUAGGGAAACUCUGCAGAAAGUGUAGAGCUGAACUAUUUUGUGUAUGUGCACGCGUGCGUGCCAGUAUAGUCGUGUGUAUGUGUGUGUGUGUGUGUGUGUGUGUAAAGUCUCAUAUGCCCUAAGACACUUUGCAUCUCUGAGUGUGUGAUGGUUAGAGGGGUGUGGGGCGGGGCAUGACUAAAACCCCUAAUGCCACCCCCCCCAACUGACCCAGGACAUCUCUACCCCCUAUCUGACCCAGAACAUCUCCCCAUGACUGCCCCAGGGCAUCUCCACCCCCCAUCACUUCCUGAGGGUAUCUCUAGGCCCCAGCUGGAGCAACAUUUCUCAGCCCAGGUCACGGGAACCCUGACAGUCACGUGACGGGGGUGGGACAGCAGAACUGUCAGAGGUCCCUGAGCUCUGGACUGGGAAAGCCUGCCCCCUAGUGUCUUAUUAAUCACAGUUGCUCGUUAGUGCCAUGUGCCUAUGACUAGGUGUAGAGUUAGGACUUUUUUCAGAGGGUUCAUUAAAAAAGCCUUUUAGAUACUCAAAGCUUCUUUCAUUCCAGUUGUUUGAUGAAGGCUGUGUGUUUAAAGCCAUUGUAAAGCUCUGUGUUAUAAAGAAGAGUUGGACCAGUUAAGCCCAGUCUUGCCCUCCAUCUGCAACUAAAUUAGGUUUUACUCUUACACUGUCCUCUUGUGGCCAGGAGAGUCAGACGUGGUGAGAAGGCUUUCACUGCAGUGUGGGCAACAUUUACACCACUAAGAAAAUUGGCUUCCAGAGCGUUCUGUCAAUUUUGAGUGACACAUGCAAAUAUUGGCAAACAGUGCCGCUAACUUCUUUAAAGAUUGUGUUAGAAAUUGUGGUCUAUAUUCAUUACUUUGCAUAAGAUCUGACGCACCCAAUUUUUCUCAAGGGGUCAAAGGGUCAUGUCCAUGUGAUUUCAAGUUUCCUCAAAUAUUUUGGUUGUAUCCUGCAGAGAAUUAGGUCUAUCUAACUUGACUGCUUUUAAAAACAAGGGUUGUAAACAAAUGUUUUAGAUAUUGGCCUGUACAGCUUUUCUAAGUACCUUGUUUUUCUGGACCGUAAUGUAGUAGGAAGGUGAGGAGGUGUGUUGGCCCUGUGUGGUACUGUGCUCAUGUUCACACACAGAGAUUCUCUGUGCUCGGUAGCUGCAGGAGGUCAGUGUAGGAGUGGCACUAACAUGACUAUAGGUUCAGGGACUCUCGUUCUCUCGUGUGCUCUCCUGUUCCCCGUCACUCCAUGACAGUGGCCCUGUCUGGGUCAUGCUUUGGUCAGCGCCACCAGUCGCCCUCCUGUUAGCCAUGAAGGGGUCAUCAGUUCUCUGACUACCCACCACUUAGAUCAGAGAUGCUUAGACUAUGAAAGUAAUGCAUAUUUGUAUCCAUCUGUUCUUGAAACCAUGAAUGGUCAUUAUCAUUUAUCUUUUAUUGUUACUUUAGUCAGUUGUUUGUUUUGUGUUACUGGCUGAACUAUUGUUACGGAUGCUAGAUUUUUUUUUUAAAGAGAAAAGGGUUUUGCACCAAAGUUUUGUACAUGUUGCAACUUGCGUUCACGCAAUCAUAUUAUGCAAAAGCAGAAGCUGGAAUGACAGCAUGGGGCUAAGCACUGCUUCUGUACGAUUUAUAUGCAAACCACGUAAGAUACUCAACAUAUUCCUUUAUUAAGAGCAACACUUUUAAUAUGUAACUGUACAGCCAAUUAAUUAAAACAAAUAAAUCUAAA
Messenger RNA from Electrophorus electricus (electric eel), 3893 nucleotides. It is a transcript of the gene sntb2, whose product is annotated as syntrophin, beta 2. Gene Ontology annotation, cellular component: synapse; dystrophin-associated glycoprotein complex; intracellular anatomical structure. The record is from RefSeq and is a predicted model, not a curated record. Gene Ontology annotation, molecular function: protein binding; structural molecule activity. NCBI's taxonomy places the organism in Eukaryota, Metazoa, Chordata, Actinopteri, Gymnotiformes, Gymnotidae.